This is a messenger RNA of Dothidotthia symphoricarpi CBS 119687, 2007 nucleotides long. RefSeq lists its product as uncharacterized. Gene Ontology annotation, cellular component: cytoplasm. The record is from RefSeq and is a predicted model, not a curated record. Gene Ontology annotation, molecular function: NEDD8 activating enzyme activity. NCBI's taxonomy places the organism in Eukaryota, Fungi, Ascomycota, Dothideomycetes, Pleosporales, Dothidotthiaceae. Bases 96 to 1787 code for a protein of 563 amino acids. Gene Ontology annotation, biological process: protein neddylation. The transcript is spliced from 4 exons.
CUGCCGGAUGGAUUGACGUUGUCUACUUCAACUACGCAAACAAACCUCUUCUCAUUCGUCUAAACCUCUAUCACAGUUCCACAUACUCACACGAAAUGGCGGACCUUCCCCCUCCCGUGCAAGGGCCUACCGCCAAAGAGAAGAAGUACGAUCGACAGCUGCGUCUCUGGGGAGCCAAUGGUCAGAUUGCGCUCGAAAACUCGCACAUACUCCUCAUCAACUCUGGACCCGGCGUUGUGGGCCUCGAAACACUUAAGAACCUGGUGCUACCUGGGGUCGGCAACUUCACGAUACAGGAUUCUGCGGUGGUCAGUGAGGCUGAUCUGGGCGUCAACUUCUUCUUGGAAGAGCAGCAUCUUGGGGGGUACCGGGCUGAACAUACGUGCAACCUACUCAAGGAGCUCAAUCCAGAUGUAGAAGGUCAUCACAUUACAGAGCCCAUCGAAUCGUGGCUGUUACAGCCAGAUGCUCUGCAACCAUAUACACUAAUCAUCGCGACCGCACCCAUUCGUCCCGAGCUCCUUACCAAGCUCGCCGACCAUGCAAGCACCGCGCUGAUCCCACUCUUCUACGUUCACUCAGUCGGCUUCUACUCACAUUUCUCCGUACAUCUGCCUCCUGCGUUCCCCAUUGUAGACACACAUCCGAGCCCUGAGACGACGUCAGACCUCCGAUUGCUACAGCCAUGGCCCGAGCUAGCCCAGUUCGCCGAAGAGAAGACGGCCAAUAUCGACAGUAUGAGCGCUGAAGACCAUGGCCACGUUCCAUACCUUGCAUUGUUGCUGCACUUCCUCGCAAAAUGGAAAAAAGAGCACAACAACGAGGCGCCGAAGAACUACAAGGAGAAGACCGAGUUCAGAAGUGCUGUGUCGCAGGCUACACGGACAAAUAACCCUGAAGGAGGCGAAGAAAACUUCGACGAGGCUGUAGCAGCAGUAUUGAAGUCGUUGAACCCACCAGAACCCGGAAGUGCUGUCAGAGAGAUCUUCACAGCUAAAGAGUGUGUGCUAGUGCGCGAAGACUCGCCCACCUUCUGGGUCAUAGCAAACGCUAUUGGACUGUUUUACACAAAGUACGGCGUACUACCUGUGCCCGGAUCUGUGCCAGACAUGAAGGCGCGUUCAGCAGACUAUAUUCAGCUGCAGAAUGUCUACAAGUCGAAAGCACGAAAAGACCUAGCAGAAGUAGUGGAUAGCGUGCGGUUUCUGGAGCGGAAUGCGAAUCGAAGCACCCCCAUCGAAGAGAAGCACAUCGAAGCAUUCUGCAAAAACGCGGCGCAUAUCAAGCUGGUGCGUGGCCGGCCGUUCCAUGUCGUGCAGGCGGGCGAGAAGGUCAAAUGGGGAGAUCAGGCGAAGUCCAUCGCUCAGAUGCUCACAUUUCCUGACUCGUUAAUACCACUAUACAUCGCCUUUCUGGCCUGGGACGAAUUCACUGCGACACAGAACAAGGACGGAUUAGGUGGUGCAGUCAAAGUACCCGGCGAGACUGACCAAACAGCGGACUCAGAGAAGCUCACUGGUAUUGCCUUGAAGAUCGCGGAUGACCUGAUCAAGGAGGCAGCUUCACCAUUGGAUGAGGAUGAUUACGCAGCGGUGAAGACGCAAAUAGGAGAGUUUGCCCAGGAACUCGUCCGAGCAGGUGGAGCUGAACUACACAACAUCGGUGCCUUGACGGGUGGUAUCGUAUCGCAGGAAGUCAUCAAGGCUAUCACGGAACAAUACGUGCCUGUUGAUAAUACGUGCAUAUUUGAUGGCAUCAGGAGCAAGAGUAUGGUCAUCAAAGUCUAGAGAUGAUACCCAAUUGGAACAGAUUACUCAAUCGAAUGGGAUUGGAUCAAAGAGGCGUACAUACAUACCUCAAAUCGCGGCAAGAGGUCCGUUGAUGACUUCAGAGCAGUGAUACUGAUGAAGUGCACAAGACAAACAAUGAUAGACAAAGCACUGUCUCGAAAUAAAGAACAGAUAGAAAUCUCACUGAAUCAGAUUGUCUGAGAAGUACCUGCAACCU